ACACACAUAUCAUUCCGCUUGUAUAUACAGAACGCCAUCUUUCUCUCUCUAGGUUUUUGAUAUGUAAUCUCUGCAUUUUCUCUUUCUAGUUCCUUUUUUUUGACCAAAUUGAUUUAAUAAUCGGGAGGUUUCUGGGUCUUGUAGGGUUGAUCUGGGUGUUUUUGGUGGCUAAUGUUUUGGGGGUUAAUUGGAUUUCUUUCACUAUAGUGCAAUCAUGUUUUUGCUUGAUUGGUUCUAUGGAGUUCUUGCUUCCCUCGGUUUGUGGCAGAAGGAAGCCAAGAUCUUGUUUUUAGGGCUUGAUAAUGCCGGAAAAACGACGCUGCUUCACAUGUUGAAAGAUGAGAGAUUAGUGCAACACCAGCCUACACAGUAUCCAACAUCUGAGGAGUUGAGCAUUGGGAAAAUCAAGUUUAAGGCCUUUGAUUUGGGAGGCCAUCAGAUUGCUCGUAGAGUUUGGAAAGACUACUAUGCCAAGGUAGAUGCAGUUGUUUACCUGGUAGAUGCCUAUGACAAGGAGAGAUUUGCGGAGUCAAAAAAAGAACUGGAUGCUCUCCUUUCAGAUGAGGCUUUGGCCAAUGUUCCAUUCCUUGUUUUAGGCAACAAAAUUGACAUACCAUAUGCUGCCUCAGAAGACGAGUUGCGUUACCACCUUGGCUUGACCAACUUCACCACUGGCAAGGGUAAGGUGAACUUGGGAGACUCAAAUGUCCGUCCCUUGGAGGUAUUCAUGUGUAGCAUUGUUCGAAAAAUGGGCUAUGGAGAUGGUUUCAAGUGGCUUUCGCAGUAUAUUAAGUAGUGAGGUAUAGGAAAUGAAGUUCUAUUUAGUUUAUAAUCAAAACUCAAAAGUGCUAUGUCAUACUUGCCUUGAACAUUUGUUCUAGAAGCACUGUUGAAGGAAUUUCAGUUGUUUUGACUUUAUAUCUUAGUAGAAUUACAAAUACCUGCUCAUUCGCUUGUCAUGAGACUUAAAAAGUAAUUCAUGACUGGGAUUCUCAUUGUACUGAAAUUAUGGAUAUCAAUUGCGUUAUAUCUCA
Molecule: messenger RNA, 1034 nt
Organism: Hevea brasiliensis (rubber tree)
Lineage: Eukaryota; Viridiplantae; Streptophyta; Magnoliopsida; Malpighiales; Euphorbiaceae
Product: GTP-binding protein SAR1A
Exons: 3
Coding region: 215-796 (193 amino acids)
Biological process (GO): membrane organization; vesicle organization; endoplasmic reticulum to Golgi vesicle-mediated transport
Cellular component (GO): endoplasmic reticulum exit site; COPII vesicle coat
Molecular function (GO): GTPase activity; GTP binding
Source: RefSeq, a predicted model, not a curated record